UGAACUAGACAGUCUGAAAGAAAGAUACGCUUACUUAGAAAAAGCUUUAAAUGAAGCAGAAAAUUACAAAAUUUUGUACCUCGCCAUGUUAGAAAAACAGACUGGAAAUGACAGCGACGAAAAGUGAACUUGACGUAGAUGGAGACACACAACACUAUACACUUCACCAUGUUACUUUAAAGAGAUACUCUCAAAUUUGUGUUUAUUAUUUAUGCUGUUUUAGUUUAACUAUGAAAACUUCUUGUAAUUUUCUUUAAGGAUCUGUGUUAGUUUAUACUGGAACAUUUUUCAAGUUGAUGAAUUUUAAGGAACCAACAAUUUCUUCUGUAAAAUUAAUUAUUUCAUUCUACUAGGUAAAACAGACUUGAAUCUCAAAGAGUAUUUCAAUAGCAAUUUUAAAAAUAACAGAGUAUGGUUUACUACAAAUAUUUCAAAGAAAUAUAUUGAAAAAUUUGUGGACAGAGUAAAACAGAAACUCCUUGUUUGAACUAGACCAGAAAAUAUUUUGUAAUGGAAAUGCUAUGAUAUUUGUUAAUAUUUUGCUACCAUUUUAACUGUUAACUAAAGUUUGUACAUAUGUUUUUCAUAAAGCCAAAUGUUUAUUCAGUGUGUUACUUGUGGAUCUCUGCAUAAAUUAAGAAAGAUGAAAGUCACUGUUUACCUGUCUGUCAUAAAGCGAUUAAUAUUGUAUGGGCAGAGCUGUACAUAUUUUGUGUAUAAAACUGAAUGGUACACAGUAUAUUUGAAAAUGAAAAGAAAAAAAUAUGCAUUAAGCAAGUGGUCAGAUUAACCAUAAGUCUUUGAGUAGCAACAUUCAGUGGAAAGUUAAACUGAUAUUUCUUUGGAUCUAAAACAAUUUGAAAUAAACUAGAGCUACAUGUAAACAAGAGCUAUUAAAACUAAACACAUUUUCCAAACAAUUUUGGAUGGAUACUCGGGGCUUGCAUUGGAAUUUAUAAUCUUCUUAAGAAGCUUUUUUGAACUUACAUCAUUAGGUCAAGUAAUUUUCAGGCAUCUUCUGUUUGUUUUCAAUUAAUUAAUGAUAUAUGGACCUGUUGUAAAUCAUUUUUAACAUUUCUGAUAUAACCUUGCAUUGACCAAGCCUUUUUAUCAGUCCUUCGUGAUUUCUUGCCAUUCUUUAGACAUAGAUCUAGAAGCCAGUUGUUGACUUUUUUAAUCAAUUUGAACUUUUCACAAGAAUACAAAUAUUUGAACAGAUUUGGAAGGUGACAUGUGGGAAGCAACUUUUAGGACUUUACUAAAGUGUUUUAACAGUGUUUCAAGGACUUUUUGAGUUGACUUAAGUGUGCCUAAUUUGGUUAUAUCCCAUUUCAUUCAUGUUAUCAAACAGAAUGCAGGCAGAUAUUAUCAAGUAUGGGGACAGCUCGGUUUUCUAUUUCUACCAUGUUUUCUAUAACUUGUUAGUACAUUUAUCAUCAAAGAAUUAACAAGUUUCAACCAAGCUGUUGGCAAUAUUUCACACACAUAACAACUAGCAAGUCUAUUUCAAUUGAUGAUUAAUCAAGAUAUAGACGUUACAGGUAAGACAAUUCAUAUGAGUCCAUACAGGAAAGACAUUGCAGUAAGAGACAUUUAAUUUUGUCUUACCCAUAAUGUAUAUGUUACAUUAAUUUUUGCCAUACGGAUUGUCUAAACUGGAAUUAUCUUGAUUAGUUGUCAACUUAAAUAGAAGAAAUGUGGAAAUAUUACUAACAAGAUGUUUUCUUUUGUUGCUGUAUCAGUUAUCUGUUUUAUCAUUAAGCUGCUUUUCAAAAUCAAAUCUUAAUUUAUAAUGAGAAAGAUUGCUGUCAUUUUUUUGGGCUCAUACAGUUUCUUCUGCAAGUAAGUCAAAUUAUGCCAAUUUUCUUCAAUACUAAAACAGUGAUCAUUUUCAUCAUGCAGAGGAGAAGAGAAAGCAGUAACAUUUUCUAUCAUUCUAUUCUAAGUAUCUAUAAAACUUUUAUGAAAAUGUUUUUUCACAUGUUUUAUCAUAUCUAAAAUCAUUUGGAUUUUCAGUACCUUCUCAGAAGCCUAAGGAUAAAAUGGAAACUGUAGUUCACAAUGCCUUUUUCGUGCAACAGACUUUUAAACCACUCUUCUCAUAAAAGGAUAUGGUAUGUUUCAAUUUUGAGUACAAUAAGUCAAAGAUAUUUUUUCACCUCGCAAUUUCAAGACCAGUUGAAAAUAUCUUCCAUUUCGAAUUUAAUUAGAUAAAAUUGCAGUUUCGUUGAAAGGAGAAAGGACCUUAAGGAGAAACGUCACGUGUUUUUAAAUUGCUGAAGACGAAAGACAAAAUGACAGGUCGCCUGCCAAUUUUUCUGAAAGGCACCUGCCUGCGCCAAACAUCAUCUUCACGUCGGAAUCUAAAAGAAAUUGAAAAACAUCUGGUGCUGAAGAAUGUCUCUGGAAAGAGAUAUUUUUGGUAACUACUGGAAACAUUUGUUAACUCUACUGGUUAUAACCUCAUUUUUCACGAUUUUGACGGUAUGGCAAAGAGUGCAAUUGGAUGAAUGCACGGAGGAGAACGAUGGUCUCGUGCUCCACCGCGAUGGCUGUUCCAUCGUGGUGUGUAUUAAAGGAAAACAGCAUUUCUUCGAAAUUGAUCACAGGAAGACAAACUGCCAGUUAGAUUUGCCGCGUCCUUGUCCGUUCAAAGGAGAAAUUUAUAUGCCCGGGCAAAUUAUCCAACAGAUGAAAAACCAAUUUCUGAUAUGCAAUUCUGGACAAAAAUUAAAAAGUGUUCAUAUUUUGAAAGAAAUUAAAGAGCACGAAAUCAUAGCUACUAACUGAUUUCGGACGACUCUCACAACGAGAUAUUCCACAGUUUCUAGAGGAAACAGCAAAAACCGCGAAAUUAUUUGGUCAAAAGGCAAUAAAGUAUCUAAUCCCAAAUACUCAAAAAUCUGGAAUAGCCGUAUUAAAGCCGUUUUUGAGAAAACGCAGCACCAAGCGAUCUGCUCUGCCACAUAAACAGUCCGCCAUUUACCCUAUGCCAGCUAACAACUUAUACAAUGCGAAUGUAAGAUCAGUCAUUGGUUAUCCUGUAGCCAAUGGAAAUAAUUACGCAAAUUCUUACAACUGGAACAUGAAUCAGUAUAAUAACGGGAAUACAGCUUUCCAGCGGUCCGUUAUCCCAGGUUUUACGCCUCAACAAUACCAACAGUGGUCACAAUAUCCUAGCAUCAAUAAUGAGAAGAGGACAUUAGAUGACAAAAAGGAUAAGGUCAGAAGCGAGGCUGAUACAAAAGCGAGUCUGAAGGAUUUUCAUGACUUGGUGACGGGCGUCGACUCAGCCUUGUUGUCGUACACAGAUCAAGGUGUGGCUCUGAAUGAAAAGCUAAAGGGGCCAAACGCUGGUUCUAAGAAAAGGGAGAAGAUAGAAGACGCAAAAAAGCGAUCCAAAUCACCAAAAAAGUCAGCGGAAGACGAGUUGAAGAAGAUAACGGAGACAUUUACGGAUUUUAUUUGCGGAGAUUCUUGCUAAUAAGCGUGCUAAAAAGCCAAAAUUGGAGUAAUUGAAGAGAGAAGAAAGACUAGCUAUCGAUUGUCGUUGCCAUAUUCUAUAAGAGCUUUUCUCUUCAAUAACUCGUUUGUGUAAAGUCACGAUGUAAAACUUUAACAAGGAGUGCGCAUGCUUCCCCAGUUGCCAUGUGUGUCUUUCAUCGUCACCUGCAUCCUUUCCUUCGGGGGUAUUUGCGCCAUCUCCAGUGGGGGUAUAGGCAGAAUGCUGUUUAGGUGUGCACACCUUGUCCGCAUAUACAUUCAGUAGCUUCUUCCCUUUGGAAGGCUCCAUAUACCUUAUAUUCCGUUAAAAUACUAAUGUUAAUAGUUAAACGUCUUAAUUUAUGUACAUUUAAAAACCAAACAUUACGAUUCUUGCUGCUAACCCAGUAUUUUAUUUUAUAUCAAAAACCAAAAUAUUUGCAUAUGUUCAAAAUAACGUUGAUUAAUCGAACUUCUAUCAUUUUCUUGAAAAUAUUUUGAAGAUAAACAUAAUGAUUGUUCAAAGUACACACUUUAAUAAUAUAUUAUUCAAUUUUGUAAGUGUAGUUUAAAUUGUACUUAAAUGCAUACUUCUGCACAUGUUUUGUAUUUCUAUCUAAAUUUGAUCGUCCACUCCAGAACAGAGGGCGUCUUUGUUCUCCUACUUUUAGAAUUCUUCAUCCUAAAAAUCAUGACGAAAUAUUUGUUUCAUUACAACACAGAUAUCUUCUUCUUACAACAGUAGACACAUUACUGUACUAUGAGAUAAUUAUGUAUUUUUCUUCAAAAAAAUUAGAUCUAUUCUUUAGUGACCUUGCCAAACAUGAUUCUAGUACUUGAAACAAAGUUUAAGUAAAUUCUAGGAAGUGAUGCAAAAUGCUUGAAUGCCCGGUAUUAAAACCGAAACAUAGGAUCUGUUCUCAUCCAGCCACGCCAAUGUUGAAUGUGGGAUCCAUUGAAAUCAAAUAUCGCUGCAGCAACAGAAAAGCAAAUUAAAACCUCUGUAAUACUGAAAUUUUAUGCCAUUAAAAAUAUAAAACAGUUUCGUUUUCAGGCUAUCGCCGAAACUUAGGUAAAUACGUUGAGAGAAUACGUUCAACGGUAGGAUUUUAGUAUUUGUCUGGAUUUAAAAAAGGUUUCUUGUGACGUUUGCCUUCCCUUCGAGUGCCGUAUCAUUUUCAGGUAAACCUUCUCAAGUGGUCUUCGAAAGGAAGAAUGUUGGGGAACCCAGACCACCCUCACCAUGGGAGUUCCCAAGGGUGAUUCAGUAGCCACUUGUGGGCCAACUCCUUAUUACGUUUGCUAUUAAAAUAAGUAACGGUUUCAGCCAAUUUGAAGUACGAUGCAAAUAAGAACUCAUUGCACAACCUAGCUUAGCUGAGCAGCGACUGGUGUUUCAUAACGAACCAAUGGUCAACAUAAGUUUGAACCAACAGAGCGUGGGCGAUUUGAAGACGCAGCGAAAGACAGGCAUUGAAAAUCAACUGAGUAAAACCGCCAUAACUGUAUUAGAAACGAAAAUGGUUGCUUGUUAAAAGCCUAAGUUCCUUCUUGAUAUCGUCAAAUCUUUUAACUGCUAUUAUUAUAUUGAUGUCAUUGGAGAUACAUUUGUUACCAUGAAUUUUUCAGAUAAGCUGGAUUGAAAUGUAGCCUUCAAACCUAACCAGUAUGGGUCGCAAUAUGGAUGCUGCUUUUACAAAUUUGUAUUUUGUGCUGCUGUCUUCAGUUGUCGCUUUUCAAGUGAUCUUUUCGAAUGCUGUAGCCGGAGGCAGUCUACAGAAAGAGAGUUUCCAAGCCAGACAGAGACGAGGCUUAAUCAAGAUGUCAGAUUUACUGCUACAAUUAGAUAGAAAAAAAAUCGACAAAAGAACUGCUGAUGUUCAGCUAACAAAAUCCGUUUCGUCUUCAAACAAUAGUGUUUCUUUUGAUAAGACAACUACCGUUAACAAGAAAACAAAAAGUAGAAAGACUACUAAAAAAGUCAAUCUUAGUUCUAUAAAUGGAAAGACCAACUCAAUGACAGGCGGAGAAGUAAUUGCAAAGCAUCGAGUUAAUAAAAUGAGAAAAAAGAAGAAAUUAAGAACUAAUAAAUCUAUAAAAAUUGAUAAGAGCCAAUACAAUGCAAAGAAUGAUAAUUUGUCUGAAAGAAGGAGAAACAUUAAUGUUUCAAGUUUGCAAAUGGAACAAAAAUCGAAAUUAAAAGAAACCAAAUUGAAAAAUCAUCAUGCACACAGGACAAAGAAUAAAAACAAAUUGUUAAAAGCAAGAAACGAUUUGGCAAAUGAUUCAAAUAGAAGACGAACCAAGUCAAGGAAAAGUAAACACAGAUUCGUUAGUAGAGGGUCUGAAAUGGCUUUCAGGCAGCCUACUAGAAUACCUUUUAGAAAUUACCACCUUGUCCGAAUUCCACUUUUUAGUCUUGCCUCUCCGUAUAACGGAAGAAUUCCGGAUUAUACUAGAAGUGGACGCAGUAGGGUGUAUUAUGGAGAUGUUGCAUAUGAUCCAGAAAAUGAUUAUGAUGAUUAUUAUGCUCAAGAGAGAAAAGACGUGAUACCAAAACCUGAAUUUGCCACCGUGGCAGUGCGUGGUGCCAAGAAAGAUACGUUUUUUCCAGAAAAAGGUUUCAAACAAACUGCUUAUUCGCCAAUUGUAUCAGCUGUGCAAAAUUUGGAUCAGAGUGAGGCUAACUUGUUUGACUCACUUCUUUCAACUGGCCACGAAACUACUAGGUUGAAUGAUAAUAUUGGCAGCGAGCUCGCUUCUUUUGCGGGUUCCCCGAGUGAUCUCGAGGUUUACACGCCAACGGACACUCCAGGAGAGCUUUAUUUUGAAAAAGAUGCCAGUGUCGGUAACCCUACAGAUGAAAUGCAAUAUUUAAAUCACAGGACAACCAGCAAGCCUUCUGUUGGACGAACUACUUCAAAUGGCUUGGCUGAUAAUGAGGAGAAGUUAUUGUCAAUAGUAGAGAAAGUAAUUGAAAAACAGCAAAAGAAAAACAAAGCGAAAUCCAGCACUGAGUUUGAGAAGGUGAAGCCCCAGAGUACGGUGAUGAUAGGCGAUACCAGCGAGGUGUUUAAUACCGGUCAUUCGGAUCAUGAAAAGGCAGAAAAGGAAAAUAAAGACAAGCUGCAAGAUUUUCUCAGUCGACAACCAAAAUUUGACAAGAAGAUGAAAUCAUCCAAAACAACAAAGCAUGCAUCAAAAACGCCAGGAAAAGUAGUGAUAACCAAACAAAAGGCGAAAAUGCGAGCAGCCAAAGGCAAGGGUAGGAAAGUUAUUUCUGAAAAGAAAAAUCAGAAGCUUCAGAAGUCAUUUCCAUUUGAGAAGCUCAAGCCGCCAGGUAAUGGACACUAUGUUAUUGUAGAAAAUGUUUCUCCUGCAAAUGAUAACCUGCUUAUGGAGUCAAUGAAACAGGUUGACCAAGAAGAGGACAGUUCAAAUGAAAAGACGUCUACAAAUAAAGCAAAAUUGCACGAAACCGAAUUGCAAAUAGACACUCAAGGAAGUAGGAAAACAAUCACGAGUGGGUUUUCUAAGAAUGGUGUUGGAAAUAUGCCACAUAUGAUCAAAGAGAUCAUAAAAGAAAAUGUUCCCAAACGUGUAGAAUAUAACCAUAGUGCUAGUUUCAGCAGGGAAAGCGAAAGGCAGGCUGGAUACGAAGUCUUACCAUCGUCAGCUACAGACUCAAAGGCAGGCAGGUGGUUGACAAUAAAUGAAGACAGCGCAAAAGUUGUUUCUGAGCGCAACCCCAACGACUUUACUGUUGGCGGUGACAGUUCUGAGCCGGCAGCUUACAAGGAAAUGGCCGGUAAUAAAAGAGACGAGGACGCAAAGGAGAACAAAACAGCUGCUUCAAGCGAUUCAGAAAGCCCGAGCGAAAAACCAGCCAAUACCUCAAACGCUGAUGAGGCGAGCCCAGCAGAGGAACCAAAGGUUGCUGAUGAUGCGAAAAACCAGACUAGGACUGAGUCUGGUGGAGAUGAGAAGACACCAAAAGCCGGACCAUCGGAGCCUGCAAAAUUGUCGAAUCAACAAACUGGUGAAGAUUUUGCGGAUUGGUUUAAUGAUGAAACACCGGAGUCGCAGAAACCGCCUCCGGUUGCCACUCCGCCAGAGGCCGGCUCAGUCACUCCUCCUUUACCCAAAAAUCAGACAACUGGCUGGCGCAUACGGGACUAUUUUCUUGAUGACCAAAAUGCUUCAAAUUGGGAUCAGAUUCGGACUGCAUGGACUAACAAGAACGGAACACCCUUUGUGUUUAAUAAUAGGAUACAGGUGAAUCCAAGUGGAAAUAAACCAGUUACGCUUCCGCCUAUCCAGUUCGGAACCGGCGUUACCAUGCCAACUUUGCCCACCAUGGCCGCGCCAACUGGCGUUCCAAUGCAUGGCUUCCCAAACGAUGACGAUGAAGAGGAUGAAGAUGACGAUGAAGUUCCAAAACAAAUGAAAAUGCAACAGCAACAACAACAACCUCUAAUGCAGCAACAACCAAACCCAGCUACCACCCCCUCUUUCGGCCUUCAAUUCCCAUGGCAGUGGCACAACAGGAGACCAAAAGAAGGACGCUAUCAUGGAACCAAUCUCCACUUCCAUGGCAGACCAACUGUCCAGACAUUGGUGGUGACGACGAAGAAACCAACCACGGCAGUACAACAGUUCAUUGUCACUAGGCCAACGGUGACAACUUCCAAUCAAGGAGAAGCAGACAGUGCUAAAGAUGUCAACAAUACAACAAAUGCCGAGGAGCAACAGAAUGAAGCUGCACAGGAGCAGAUGAAAGAGAAAACAGAGAAAGAAAGUCAGGAGCAAGGAAGUCAACCACAAGAGGUUAAAGGUCAAGAAGAGAGCAAAGGUCAGACUACCGUUGACAACGAGAAUGAACAGGGCAUUAAAGGUGACAAAGGUCACGAGAUGGAUGAAAAAGAGGCCCUUUCAAAAGAAACAGAUGAAAAUAGUAAGGAUAGUUUAGGCAAAAUUGCCACGCAGGAUCAAGGUAGUUCUAAUGAGAGCACCACCACGAUGCCUGAUGGAAACGCUCCAAAAAAGAGUGAAGAUAAAGAGAGCAGUCAUCGAGUAGCAGAAGGAAGGUGGAGCGAAGGUACUAAAUUUGAUGGCGUUUUGAAUGAAUCUAUGACUCAUAGUAAUACGACCGUGCGGCAACUGGAUACAUUGAAGGCCUAUAGUCGAACCGGCUACAAUGAAGGAAGUCAGUUUGGAAAUGUGACGUCAUUCACAAAGCCACCAGAAGGUUUGCCAAUGCUAAGCGAGCCUACAACUAAGAGUGUGCAAAAUUUCUUGCCAGGAUUAAAACCCCCGUCAACAACAUAUCAAAACUUACAGAAUGAUAAAAAUUAUUUAGAGUUCCCACCUUGGAGCGGGGGCUACAUCAAGGAACUAAGAAAAUCCUUUCCAAAUGCAGGUACUAGGGUUAAUAAAGUUGACGCUAAUGUUAAAGGCUCUGCACCUGCAUACGAGUUAGAUAAAAAUGUGGAUGCGCAGCUGAACAAAAUUCUUGUUGAAGAGAGUACAAAAAAGCUUCCAUCAGAUGAGAGCGUGAAACAAGAGGAAAAGCUUCCUGGAGCUGAAACAGCAGAGGAAGAAUCCCAAGACUCGUUUUCAUUUGAGAGCAAGCUCCUGCAGAAAGAAGAAAGUGAAAAGGCAGAAAACCGCGCAAAAGUCAGCGACACUCCGAUUAAUAUGCAGGCUGAGUCGAUCAAUUUGAUUCGCCAGAGAGCAAGUGCUUCGCAGAAGGCUGAACAGCGGCAGCAGGUCUUCGCUGGCAAUGGUACUAAUAUCGCCUACGCAGGGGAUGUAGCUGCAACAGGAAAUGAUAUGCAGCAACAAAUCCGCCUGCCCGACUAUCAUACCGAAGCAACUGGAGUUAAAGAACAGAAAAGUCCGUUUAUGAUCACCCAGGGCGGUAGUAGCCAAGGCAACAGCUUAAGUGGAUCUGCAGCCUCGCAGCCAUCACCGGGAUCAGGAAAGACCCCGAGAAUCAACCAACCAAGACCAAGCCCCACGGCAAGCCCAAAGACAACCGUUGCAACUCCCAGGAAAACACCAUUUGUGAGUGAAGAAAUACACCAUCCUACACCAAAGCCACUUUUUCCUUUUAACAUUUUAUCAAAAACGCUUUCGAAAGCAACAGUCGGCAUGAACAAAGACUCCGGAACAGAGAAGACAGGGCGCAAUGACAUGAAACCGCCAACGGCCACGCAAAACGUCUCAUACUCUCCGCCUACCGUAUCUAACUUCUCAUCCUUGCAGCAAAACGAAGAGGUCCGGUAUCAAAGUGGAGAGACUAAGACAGAAAGUACCACAACACCAAGCUCAAUUGGAUACAAAACAACAGACUGGGCCAAGGCGUUUACAACGACUGAGCGGACUGGAAAUUAUUUGCCAGAAUUGCAGUCCUCAGCUGGUAACAAAGGUAAUGAAGCGGCCAACCAGCCCCAAAGCUCUACGCAGCAUAACAACACACCGAUUACAGUGGUAGAAGGAAAGUAUCAAACAGAUACAGCAACAAUGCGAACAACUCCUGGUACGGCUCAAAGGCCUCUUAUCGUAGGGCCGUCGGCUGCAACCGCGUAUUCUUACCAAAAUGCUUAUCCAAGCGGGAUACCGUCAUAUGCUCCUCAACCGCCAAUUGUACAAGCGAAUCCGUACGCUCCUUCUGGGAAUACUGCUGGCUGGAAUGUUCCAGGUACACAGAAUGCCGAAGCGAAAGCUGCUGAUUCUUUAUCGGAUGCCUAUUUGUCUAAAUUUGGUGACCAGCUUAACAUGGAGGACCUGUAUUGGACAGAUUCUACUGAAGAAAAAGAACAAAUCUGCAAGCAACAGAAAGGAACAAACGAAGUCGUGCAUUUUCUGUGUUUUGGUGACAGCCUUACACGAGGUUACUACAAUAAAGGAAAAAGCCACCACCCUUAUACAAACAAACUACAGUUCCUUUUGAACAAGCUGGACACGAAGAAAUGCUACAUUGUUGAUAAUGAAGGGAAAGAUGGAGAACUAGCUUAUGAAGAGAUGCCAAAACGGCUGGAGUCCAUACUAAAAGAUGGAGGUACAAAUUAUGAGUGGAUAGUAAUCCUCGGUGGCACAAAUGACAUUUAUAACAAAAAGAAAAGCAAGAAGGCAUCGGAACAAGAAAUAACUCAAAACAUUAUAUCAAUGCAUGAAAUUGCACGACAACACAAGUCAAAAUCAGUGGCUGUUACAAUACCUGAAGUAUAUUGUGAGACACUGGACACUUGUCAAGAUGCAAAACAGUUAAGAGAACGAGUGAAUGGCAAUAUCCGUAGUUAUGCGUACCAGAAUCACGACAGAGUUGUAUUGGUUGACCUGGCCGAUAUGCUGCAGAGGUCCAACGUCGGGAGAGACAUGAUGGGACAGUUUUUCGAAGGAGGACUCCAUUUAAAGCCCCGCGGAUAUGAGAGAAUGGCGAUUAUCAUUUUUGAGGGUCUCAAAAGGGCACUGAGCUAAAAUACAAAGGCCAAAGUGAGGUCAAGUUGAAAGUUCAAAGGUAAAAUAUAUCAAGUGAAAUGCCAACAAAUGAGGCAUUUUGGUAUGAAAACUUCAGGAUGUGCAGAUUUGAUUUGCUGAGUCACGUCGUAAAUUUGAACGAAUCUCGUCGCAUUGAAAACAUGAAUGAAAUAUAAUUUGCUACCCUGAAACAAUAUCUUUGAGUAAAUGGAGGUUGUAAAACUUGGCAAAGUUGAAAAAGUUAUAUCGAGAAACUUUCUCUAAGAAAACACCUUCAAAUGACACUUAAAUUUCUGCUGACGAAAGCUAAACUUAAGCACGAGGUCAUAUCAACAAAAUUGAAGAUUCGAGAUAGAGAUUCAAGAAGAAUUAACUUCUAUUCAUGAAAAAGACUAAAUUCUCUGAAUCCUAAGAACGUAUAAACGUAAUGAAUAUAUGAAAAUAUGAGAAAAACAUAAUGCAGUAAAUUCAAAAGCACUCAGUUGAGAGAGUGAAACCUCUUGAUGACUUUAAUAGAAGAGGUUGCAGUUGGUCUCUUUGGAAAGGAACUCGAAAACCAUCCAAACUAUCUAUAGAUAGAAUUAACCUGUAACUUUCUGGUAGAAUAUUCAGACUUCUCGUAGACACAACGAUAACUUCUUUUACAAAAAUCAAACUUGUGUUAGAUGUCUUCAUAUUCAGACCCAUGCAAAAUUCAAAUACUUUUUUAAAGUGACCCAGAUGCAGUUUUUUCCCCAGCUGUACAUUUCAGUGACAUAAACACCAAGAUAUGAACUUCACUCUAACCCUUACCCUAACCCAAAUUGUAGUUUAAAUUACUGCAUUGAAUGAAAAGCAUUUUCAAGAUAACAGAUUUCCAUUGUAAAAUAUAUGUUACUUUAGCUGUGCACUUUGCAUUUGUAGGUACUCUGCAAAUGUUAUCAUUGUUUCUAUGCUGAUUCUUUAACAUAGGCUCACAAUAAAGGAACCUCAAAUAUUUUUAGACAUAUUUUUGAGACCAAAAAAAUAUUUACAUCUAUUACAAAUUUCAUACAAUUUUGGGCAUCUAUCUAAAGUUUUGUAUUUAUCUGCCCUCAAAUAUUGACUACGCUUGAUAUUCUAGGUCCAAAACUUGUGAAAUACUUAUUAAAAGUCAGUGAAUUACCAGCCCCCAUCCCCCAAGGUGACUUGUAUCAACUAUAUUUUAAAAGGUACACAAAUGCGGUUUGAUAAAUUUAGUGUAUAAACUUCUUCACCAAGCACCCAAAAAUGAGUGAAAAUCAGCGUUUAUGAAUUGGUCAAAGUUAAAAAGUUUUUUCUAGGUCCAUUAGUCAAAUUAACGAAUAAAUUUAAUGUUAUAGCAUAACAAAAUUAUAAUAAUUUGUAUUAUUAACCUGUAUCCCCUGUAAAUAAAUUGCUAAAGGUUUAUGAAUAGUAACAUAAAAAUCUUGCGAA
Messenger RNA from Rhopilema esculentum, 12399 nucleotides. NCBI's taxonomy places the organism in Eukaryota, Metazoa, Cnidaria, Scyphozoa, Rhizostomeae, Rhizostomatidae. The record is from RefSeq and is a predicted model, not a curated record.